Molecule: messenger RNA, 755 nt
Organism: Arachis duranensis
Lineage: Eukaryota; Viridiplantae; Streptophyta; Magnoliopsida; Fabales; Fabaceae
Product: peptidyl-prolyl cis-trans isomerase CYP19-3
Exons: 2
Coding region: 112-636 (174 amino acids)
Biological process (GO): protein peptidyl-prolyl isomerization; protein folding
Molecular function (GO): peptidyl-prolyl cis-trans isomerase activity
Source: RefSeq, a predicted model, not a curated record
UAAACCCCUCUGCCACCGUUUAUUUAAAGCCUUUUCUUCGCCGCUACCUCUCAACUCUCAAACUCAGUUUCAGUCCAAAUCCAAGGGAACUUGGGUGCAAAUCUGAUAAAGAUGUCGAAUCCAAAAGUUUUCUUUGACAUUGCAAUUGGAAGGAUGAAAGCAGGGAGAAUAGUAAUGGAGCUGUUUGCUGAUGUAACACCAAAAACAGCUGAAAACUUCAGGGCUCUAUGCACCGGAGAGAAGGGGAUUGGAAAAUCUGGGAAACCUUUGCACUACAAAGGAUCUUCGUUUCACCGAAUUAUUCCUCAGUUUAUGUGUCAGGGUGGAGAUUUUACCAGAGGGAAUGGGACUGGUGGAGAGUCAAUUUAUGGUUCUAAAUUCGCCGAUGAGAAUUUCAAGUUGAAGCAUACAGGACCUGGUAUGCUUUCCAUGGCGAAUGCAGGGCCCCAUACAAAUGGUUCUCAGUUUUUUAUAUGUACUGCCAAGACUGAAUGGCUUGAUGGGAAGCAUGUUGUGUUUGGAAAAGUUAUUGAUGGGUACAGUGUGGUUAAGGAGAUGGAGAAGGUUGGUUCAAAUGCUGGGAAGACAUCUGAACUGGUUGUUAUAGAAGAUUGUGGUCAGAUAGCAGAGAAUUGAAUUCAUCAUCCAUGGGUUUUUCAUGGCAAGUUUUAAGCCUUGUUAGUAAUACAAUGUAAAUUAAUAAGCGAUUUAUGUAUUACAAGUAAAAUGCUUUUAAGUUGAUUUUAAUUGAUAAA